Molecule: messenger RNA, 738 nt
Organism: Knipowitschia caucasica
Lineage: Eukaryota; Metazoa; Chordata; Actinopteri; Gobiiformes; Gobiidae
Source: the annotation of a GenBank genome assembly
AUGUUUGGCCCAUUGUCCCAGUCCCCGGUCCUCACAGUCCCAGUCCCCGGUCCUCACAGUCCCAGUCCCCGGUCCUCACAGUCCCAGACCCCGGUCCUCACAGUCCCAGACCCCGGUCCUCACAGUCCCAGACCCCGGUCCUCACAGUCCCAGUCCCCGGUCCUCACAGUCCCAGACCCCGGUCCUCACAGUCCCAGACCCCGGUCCUCACAGUCCCAGACCCCGGUCCUCACAGUCCCAGACCCCGGUCCUCACAGUCCCAGUCCCCGGUCCUCACAGUCCCAGACCCCGGUCCUCACAGUCCCAGACCCCGGUCCUCACAGUCCCAGACCCCGGUCCUCACAGUCCCAGACCCCGGUCCUCACAGUCCCAGUCCCCGGUCCUCACAGUCCCAGUCCCCGGUCCUCACAGUCCCAGACCCUGGUCCUCACAGCUCGGACUAUCUACGCUGGGACUAUCUACACCGGGACUAUCUACCCUGGGACUAUCUACACCGGGACUAUCUACGGCGGGACUAUCUACGGCGGGACUAUCUACGGCGGGACUAUCUACACCGGGACUAUCUACGGCGGGACUAUCUACGGCGGGACUAUCUACGGCGGGACUAUCUACGGCGGGACUAUCUACGGCGGGACUAUCUACGGCGGGACUAUCUACGGCGGGACUAUCUACGGCGGGACUAUCUACGGCGGGACUAUCUACGGCGGGACUAUCUACGCUGGGACUAUUAUUGUCUAA